AAUAUAGUUUGACGCCUCCGUAACACCACCUACUGUACACGUGGCAUCGACAGAGACACCCUCUCAGUCCUUCGUCUUCUCCUUGAAGAAGAGUAUAGAAGGACGCAGAACCUAAAUUAUCAAGAGAGAGAGAAGAAGGUAAAGUUUUAGAGAGAGAAAGUGUUGGGGGUUUGGGGAGGAGGAUAGGGAGCGAGCGAGAGAGACGAUCUAUCGAUGCUCUGUAUUUGUUUCUGAGGAAAAUUUUGUUUUGGAAGAGGAGAUGUACGUAGCCUCCAUGCGGAAGUCUUUCAAGGAUUCUCUCAAAGUUCUUGAAGCCGAUAUUCAGCACGCCAAUACACUGGCGUCUGAUUUUUCUAGGGAAUAUGAUGGUGCCUGCCUUCAGAUGAGAAUGUCAUACAGUCCAGCUGCACACUUGUUCCUUUUUCUAGUUCAAUGGACAGACUGCCACCUUGCUGGUGCCCUUGGACUGUUGAGAAUCCUGAUUUACAAGGUCUAUGUUGAUGGCAGCACAAGCAUGUCUACCCAUGAAAGAAAAGCAAGUAUUAGAGAAUUCUAUGCGGUUAUUUAUCCCUCUUUACUGCAACUUCAAAGGGGAGUUACUGAUACAGAAGAUAAAAAACAGAAGGCAGUAUGCAUGGAAAGGUACAGAAGAAGAGAUGAAGAAGAACACAAGCAAUAUUCAGAUCUAGACCUUGAAAGAGAAGAAGAAUGUGGAAUCUGCAUGGAGAUGAACAGCAAGAUUGUUUUGCCAAACUGUAACCACGCCAUGUGCUUGAAAUGCUACCGCGAGUGGAGAACAAGAUCACAGUCAUGCCCCUUUUGCCGUGACAGUCUGAAGAGAGUAAAUUCUGGGGAUCUUUGGGUAUUCAUGGACAGCAGGGAUGUAGUUGACACGGCGACACUAACACGGGAGAAUCUUAGAAGGCUUUUCAUGUACAUAGAUAAGCUGCCUCUUAUUGUUCCCGAUACGCUUUUUGACACCUAUGAUUCUCAUAUAAGGUAGGCAGUUGGCUACGAACCUGACAUCUAAAAUGCAGCCUUCAUAUUAAUAUUUUGUAUGUUCCUUUUAUUUACAUAAGGACCGACAUUCAUUCGGUCAAUUUAGGUGAAAAAAAAAAAUGCAGUGUUUUGUUCUGCUUUUUAAUAGAACAACCCGGCCUGAGGUACUGUGGGCAGGGGGUUGAAGCUGAGAUAGUCUAAUUAGAAGGGGUCUAUAAAUUGUAUUUAGUGAAACUGUAAAUGCUUGUACAGCUUGAAUAAAAGUUGGUUGGUGGUUUUCUUUUUC
Molecule: messenger RNA, 1285 nt
Organism: Cornus florida
Lineage: Eukaryota; Viridiplantae; Streptophyta; Magnoliopsida; Cornales; Cornaceae
Product: E3 ubiquitin-protein ligase AIRP2-like
Exons: 5
Coding region: 260-1003 (247 amino acids)
Biological process (GO): protein ubiquitination
Molecular function (GO): ubiquitin protein ligase activity
Source: RefSeq, a predicted model, not a curated record